Messenger RNA from Pseudophryne corroboree (corroboree frog), 3509 nucleotides. RefSeq names its product cadherin 16 (gene CDH16). The record is from RefSeq and is a predicted model, not a curated record. Gene Ontology annotation, molecular function: cadherin binding; calcium ion binding. The transcript has 15 exons. Gene Ontology annotation, biological process: cell morphogenesis; calcium-dependent cell-cell adhesion; adherens junction organization. Lineage: Eukaryota; Metazoa; Chordata; Amphibia; Anura; Myobatrachidae. Gene Ontology annotation, cellular component: adherens junction; plasma membrane; catenin complex. Bases 74 to 2335 code for a protein of 753 amino acids.
GUAAAUUCUCCUUUAGGUAUUGCUUGCAGCAGAUGGCUGGCAGAAUGCGGAGCUGGCCGGGAACGAUGAGGGAAUGUUUCAGCUGGAUCCAGAGUCAGGGUUUCUCUGCGCUCUUCAGCCCUUCGAUCGGGAAAAGAAGGACUCUUACGCUCUAACGGUGAAGCAGGACAGGGAGGUGGUGACUGUAUAUAUAGACGUAAUGGAUGACAAUGAUAAUAUGCCGGUUCUGAAGCAGAGCACAUUGCAUGGAGUUGUCAGCAGGGGAAGCAGAACAGGUGUUCCUUUCAUGCAUGUUCAGGCUACAGAUGCUGAUGACCCAGCGACGGAAAACGCAGAUUUACGUUAUAAACUGGAGGGGUCUGAAAGUCAUCUAUUCCAGAUAGACCCGAGGACAGGAGCCGUCUCUCUCACAGAGCAAGGAGUCACUUCCAUAUCUCAGAGUGAGGAGAGCCACAUUCAUCUCAGGGUACAAGUCAAAGACCUGGGUGAUCAUCCUAUGGGAUAUACCGCCUCCGCAGACCUGGAAAUUAUUGCUGCAGAAAAUACUUGGGUCGUCCCUAGCCCGGUGUCCGUACCAGAGAAUGAUGGAGCAACCUACCCCCGAAUUGUAUCUAAGGUGCUGUGGAAUAGUACGGAGGUGCAGUAUCACCUAUCGGGAAACUUUGAAGGUGAUCUGUUCACAGUUGAUGAGAAUGGGGUCAUUUAUCUGACAGAAGAACUAGACCGGGAGAGUCAAGCUGAGUACCUGAUCAAUGUGUCGGCACUGAACAAUGAGAAGAUGCUGCACAGCGACCCCUUAGAGCUGAUAGUUUCUGUACUUGAUGAGAAUGACAAUGGACCAGUCUUCCCCCAUAACACCUAUAAUGUGGAGAUUACAGAGGCAGCUGAGAAAGGUUCUCUGCUCAUUGAGCUGAAAGCUGAAGAUGCGGAUGACCCUAGGACUGAGAAUGCCCACAUAACCUACAGUAUCGUCAGUCAGGAGCCCCUUCUGGACAUGGAGAAGCUUUUCCAUGUAGGGGCGGAUUCUGGGCACUUGACACUGCUGGAGGCUGCCAUCGCUAGGAGAUAUAUUCUGCAGGUGUCAGCCACUGACCUUGCUGGGGCACCAGGAGGUUUAAUUGCUAUGUGCACGGUUAUAAUUGAUGUCAAGGAUAUAAAUAACCAUCCCCCGAUAUUUGUGGAGAAUCAGUUUCCAGUAUUUGCUGUAGCAGAAGACACAGUGACCGGCGCCGUAAUCGCAACUCUGACAGCAACUGACGAGGAUCAAGAGAUGGAGAAUAAACUUAUACAGUUUUCUGUCCUGUCUGGGAAUGAAGAUCAAACUUUUUCCAUUAAAAUGGAUCAGGAACAAAACUCUGUGACCAUCUCCCUCCAAAAGGAUCUGGAUUAUGAGCAAACUCAAGAAUACAACUUGACUAUUGCGGUGAGGAACAGGGCUGAACUAUCUGGAGCGGAGUAUGGCCCCAGCUCCACCGCCUCCAUAUGCAUCAUGGUUGGCGAUAUCAAUGAGGUGCCGAUAUUCACACAGAAGAAGUAUGAGGUCCGAGUACCAGAGAAUGUACAGGCAGGAUCAGUAAUACUGACAGUGGAGGCCUCUGAUCCAGAUAUCUAUCAGCAGGCCAGCUUGCGAUACAGCAUCAGGAAUGAUUCCAGGAAAUGGCUUUCCAUCCAAGAGGAUUCUGGGAAGAUUCAGCUCCUCCAUACCUUGGACAGAGAGCAGCAUGGGGAUACGUAUACAGUGCAGUUGGUGGUGCAGGAGAGAGGUGACGCUGGGCUUUCUGCGACAUCAGAUGUGGUGAUUCAUAUAUUGGAUGUCAAUGACAAUAUUCCCAGUCUAGUCGGCGACUACUCCAAUAAAUAUUUCUGCACCCCAAAAAGGGAGGAGCAAACAGUCAUCAUUCAGGCAUACGACAAGGAUUCCGCAGGAAACGGCGCCCCAUUCACCUUCACUCUGCCUGAUGAUGGCGUUCUCCGGAGACAGUGGAGAGUGACCGCCCUUAAUGGGACACACGCCUAUCUGACAAUGGAGCGCACUUAUCUGGAUCCGAAAGUUCACCAUGUGCCUAUCAUCAUCACCGACAGCGGAACACAUCCCCAGCGCAAACAUCUGCACUUCAAAGUCGCAGUGUGUCACUGUAAUACCAGAGGGCACUGCAAGGUCGAAGUGGACAAGAUGGAAGGUAUGCCAACAGUUUCAUCAGCCUUGGGCAUCACCUUAGGCACCCUGGGUGUUAUAGGCUUCUUUCUCAUCAUAAUCUUCACCCGCCUGGCUCUUGCACCACCCAACAAGAAGACUGACACCCCCGAUACCAUUCCUUUACAGAGCACAGCGUAAAGGGACCUCCGCCACCAUUCUGCAGCCAUCACCAACUGGUUUUCUCUGUCUAAUGUUUAUCCAUUAUUCUGUAUGAUUUCAUUUUUACCUUUUAUUUGAUUUUGAGCUCCUUGGCAUCUACUGUAUAAUAUAAUUUGCCUGUAUACAACCAUGACCAUCCACAGCGAUAGUAAAUGUAUCCACUAUCUCUCCGUAAUAAAUGCAGUGGGGUAAAGCGUACAUACACAAACAAUACAGUACAGUCAGAGAGUGACAGGGGGGAGCUAGGUAGUAGCUAGGGUCAGCAGGCAUUGGUGAGAAAGGGCUACACCAUAAAUAAGUAAAAAUAUAAGAAAUCUGAAAUAAAUAAGUUGUGUUUUAGUGAUGGUACCGCUGUAAACAUAUUAAGGUUGGAUCAAAUGCAACUGCAAAAUACAAAAAUGGCAGCUUACGAUGACAUUGACCGGAUGCGCCUCGCGGCCUGUGCAAAGCGAUGACAGAUUUCUCGCAGGACCUCGGCCAAUAGAGUAACCGCUUGUUACUGAUUACACCCACUGUGCAGUGGGCGGGUAGUUUGCGGUAACCUCCAGGUCCUACCACCGGCCCUGGUACUGCUUGCUGCUUUGUUUCAGUAGACACAAUGCUGGCAUGCCUCCUAAUUGGCGUUGGCUGAUUCCCACUGGUCCCUCGCCUGGAUCUGGCCCCGCACGGUAGCUGGCAGAUAGCGGAGCUUGGAGACACUUGGCUCACUCCAGGACAGCGGGGAAAUGGAAUGGCGUUUGCACAGUUCUGUUUGUUACAGGAUAUGGAUGCACUCAUUGUAAAGGCAAGAUGUUUAUUGCUCAAAAAGUCUUAACAAAGAUUAUGUCUGUCGCUAAAGGUGCUAAGGACCAUUCACAGCAUCCAAGAUGUUACAGCACCAUUCUCCUCUCAGUCAGAGGAUAUCCCUCUGUAUCACAGGGCUCACAUGUCCUCUUUUUAUAAUCAGGAAACACCAGAGGCGGAUUGGCCACAGGCCCCCACAGGGAAGAUUCCCGGUGGGCCGGCGCACCCGUGGGGCCUGUUUUGUUUGAGGACAUGUGGUCCUUUUUAUAGACAUAAUGAAUAAGAUGCUAAAUAAUUUGCAUAUAUGAAAAUUACUCUGCCACUUAGCCUGUGAUUGCAGAUGAUCUAGUGUAUGUUCUCUCUGACUGCU